Wasmannia auropunctata (little fire ant) is the source of this 1956-nucleotide messenger RNA. Its product is annotated as probable elongation factor 1-delta. NCBI's taxonomy places the organism in Eukaryota, Metazoa, Arthropoda, Insecta, Hymenoptera, Formicidae. Gene Ontology annotation, cellular component: cytosol; eukaryotic translation elongation factor 1 complex. Gene Ontology annotation, molecular function: guanyl-nucleotide exchange factor activity; damaged DNA binding; translation elongation factor activity. Bases 157 to 1506 code for a protein of 449 amino acids. The record is from RefSeq and is a predicted model, not a curated record. Gene Ontology annotation, biological process: protection from non-homologous end joining at telomere; double-strand break repair via nonhomologous end joining; interstrand cross-link repair. The transcript has 9 exons.
GCAGCGCCAGCAGCCGUUUCGCCCUUCUGCCCUGUGCUCUCCUUCGGCACGCACUGGAAUUUUGGCCGCCGAACAAUUUUUGAGCCAAUUUGGUGCUUGAACGUGGCUCGAGAAAUUCCUAGCAUUUUUGCUUCGUAAAACUAAAAUACCGAAAAGAUGUCAGCGACUGUUGGAAUGACCGCCGCACUGGCUAAAGAAAAGGUAUGGUUCGAUAAGCCAACCUACGACAAGGCAGAACGGCUGUAUUUUGAAAGAAUGGCCAAGCUUGGAACAUGUUUCAAGGUGGUGUCUCGUAAGAUUGCGGGAGGCUGCACGCUUAAGUCUGACAGUUCUUCUAUAACUGACAAGUGCCAAGAUCUAAUCAAUACUAACACGUUGAGGUCUAAGGCUGAAAAGUCUAAAGACAACAAGCUAGCUCACGAGUCGAAUGAGACGAGUGCGAAACGUUCCAAGUGCCAGGGGAGAGGCGCGAAGGUCAAUAGAGACACCGCGGACGUGUGCAUGCAGAAUAAGGAGAGCGCGAAGGCGGCGAGCGAGAGAUUCGAUAGCGCGAGGGAUAACGCGAAGGAGAAGGAGAACGCUUCCCCGAGCGAGAAAUCUAAUAAAAAGUAUAACGCGAAGGAGGCUAAGGAGAAAAGGAACAAGGAGGACACGAGAAAUAAGAAUAGGGGUGGUGGCGGAAGCGAUGACGGGGGAAAUAAAGAAACUGCAGUGCCAUUCGCGAGGAAUAAAGAACAAUUGCCCGAUCAGGGAGCUCAACCGCCCACUUGCCCAUUCUUGCCUGCGGUUGGAAGUUUGGCCAAUGAGGUUGCGAAGGCUCGACAGCAUAUUAAACAGUCUUUACAGUGUAUGGAUGAUAUUGCAGCAAUUGCUGAUGUCACAAAUCAAGAUGUUACGACUCGUGUUAUCAAUCUCGAAAAAGAAAAUCAAAUUAUGCGGCACAUCCUUCAGAGCCUGAAGAACGAUAUUGCCCAAUUGACGCAACAGGUGAAAAGUAUUGGAUCUUUGGAACGUCGUGUGGAAAUGCUCGAACAACGCUUACCUUACAUAGCAAUUUGCCCUGCGAAACCCGAGGGAUCAGUGCAAGAGCAGAAGCAGAGCAAAGAAAAAUGUGAUGACGACGAAGAUAUUGAUCUGUUUGGUUCCGAUUCAGAGGGGGAGGAUACAGAGGCUGCCAAGAUCAGGGAGGAGCGACUUGCCGCAUACGCUGCCAAGAAGUCUAAAAAACCAGCCGUAAUAGCGAAAUCAAGUAUCGUCCUGGACGUGAAACCGUGGGACGACGAGACGGAUAUGAAAGAAAUGGAAAAAGCGGUGCGGAAAAUCGAGACUGACGGCCUCCUUUGGGGCGCUUCUAAACUCAUGCCGCUCGCCUUCGGAAUUCACAAGCUACAGAUCUCGUGCGUGGUGGAAGAUGACAAAGUGUCAGUGGAUUGGCUGAUGGAACAGAUCCAGGAAAUCGAGGACUUUGUACAAAGCGUCGACAUUGCGGCUUUUAAUAAAGUGUAAAGAAAACUAGAGCCAAAUUACAAAAAGUGUGCGUGGCGGUAUACAUAGUCAAAAAUAAGCAUCGGUCUAUGUGCCAUUUCUGCAUUCCAUUAGCAGUAUCUGUAAUCGAAAAAACUUUUCGCACGCGCGUUUUGUCGUAUCAAGUCAAAAAGAUAAAGAUAUUUUAAACCCGUUUGAUGUUAUUACAGUCUGACUGUCUAAGAGCUUGCAAAAUGAAUGAAAAGCAAAUUUACGAGAUUUAGAUAGAAUCAAAAAUCUUUAUUGCUCUUUAUGCUAUUGUAAUUAGAUUUUCUCUCAUAUAUAUGUAUAUACAUAUACCGGAUAUAUGUAUGUACAUAUAUCUGAUGAAUCGAAACAUUGUUUUCACUGAAAUUGAAGUUACCUUUUAUUAUUUUAUGUUCUCAUAAUAUUGUUAUCUUAAAUAAAAAAACAUUUGGCCAAUGCGAUAUA